AUCGAAUGAUCCGAAUCAAGCGAAGAUGCUGACAAGCAAUCUUGGUUCUUGACUCAACUCAUCGAUGUCUUUCCCAAUGUAAGAACAGAAAGAAUUACCCAAUUCCUGUUCAAUUGGUUUCGUUCAUCAAAGUCUAAAACUUUCAGCUCCUCGGUCAGGUUGGUGACUCCAUUGUGCACUUACAGUAAUCGGGUUAGAGAAUUUACCCGCAAUUUUCAACUGGAUACAUUCAAGAGACGGGGGCACAGAGUUGAUUGUUGUAAGAUCACGGACAUGUCCAUUCCUCAACCUGUAAAGAAGUCAGUUUUAGGCGUUAUCCUUGACUUAGAUGGGACCCUUUUAAACACAGAUGGCAUUGUGAGUGAGAUUUUAAAAGUAUUCCUGGUUAAGUUUGGAAAACAAUGGGAUGGUAGAGAGGCUGAUAAGAUAUUAGGCAAGACACCUUUUGAAGCCGCAGCUGCUAUAGUGGAAGAUUAUGGGCUUCCUUGUGCUACAGAGGAAUUCAUCUCUGAAAUCACCCCUAUGUUCUCUGAUCAGUGGCACAAUAUCAAACCUCUACCUGGUGCCAGCCGACUAAUAAACCAUUUGAAAGGCCACGGGAUUCCAAUGGCAUUGGCUUCCAAUUCUCCAAGGGCAAGCAUAGAAUCUAAAAUAUCCUAUCAACAGGGUUGGAAGGAAUCCUUCUCUGCUAUCAUUGGUGGUGAUGAAGUGCGAGCUGGAAAGCCUUCUCCUGAAAUAUUUCUUGAAGCAGCAAAUCGACUGAAGUUGGAACCUUCUAGCUGUCUGGUCAUUGAGGAUUCUCUGCCAGGUGUUACAGCUGGCAAGGCCGCUGGGAUGGAAGUAGUUGCUAUCCCCUAUCUCCCCAAGCAAUCCCAUCUCUACACAAUAGCUGAUGAGGUCAUCAAAUCCUUGCUCGACUUGAGACCAGAAAUCUGGGGCCUACCUCCUUUUCAAGAUUGGAUUGAGGGAACCUUACCAUUAGAACCUUGGCACAUUGGAGGGCCUGUCAUCAAGGGUUUCGGUCGAGGCUCAAAGGUGCUUGGGAUCCCUACAGCUAAUUUGUCAACAGAAAGAUACACGACUCUGCUGUCGGAGCAUCCCUCAGGGGUUUAUUUCGGGUGGGCAGGAUUAUCGGCGAGAGGAGUUUAUAAGAUGGUCAUGAGCAUUGGGUGGAACCCGUACUUCAAUAAUAAAGAAAAGACUAUUGAGCCAUGGUUGCUUCAUGAAUUCGACGAGGAUUUCUAUGGGGAGGAAUUGCUUCUUGUGGUAGUUGGCUAUAUACGACCUGAGUUGAAUUUCCCAUCUCUUGAGAGUUUGAUAGAGAAGAUCCACGAUGACCGGAGAAUCGCUGAGAAAGCUCUCGAGCUUCCCCUCUACUCAAAGCACAGGAACGAUCCCUACCUUGAAGUCUCUAAUCGUGGUGACCACAACAAUUCAUGAACUUUUUAUCAGAAAGCCGUAGUUGGCAUGAUUUCUGCCCACCUUAUUUGGUACGAUCAACUGAAACAUUGUACUCACACAUGCAGAACAUUACUUAAUUUUGCCUAUAUUCCCGAAACAUUGUACUGUGGUGUUGUUCUUGGCAUCUUUUACCCAGCAAAAGCUUUACCAGGAUUCUGUUAGAACAUAUAUGAAAAUAACACUUUAUAGAACA
This is a messenger RNA of Punica granatum (pomegranate), 1654 nucleotides long. Lineage: Eukaryota; Viridiplantae; Streptophyta; Magnoliopsida; Myrtales; Lythraceae. The record is from RefSeq and is a predicted model, not a curated record.